CGGAAGAGAUUCCCCGAACGGCACCGGAAGUGGAACCUCGCCGCCCGGCUGCUCCUUUCCUCCUCCUGGAAGCGGGAUGGUGUUCUUAAGCGCCUCUCUCUGGCUGCGUUCCCGGCUGAAGGACCGCUUUUGGCGGAAGCAGGAGCUGCUCCGUCACGCGCGGCAUUUCCGCGGACGGAAAAACCGUUGCUACAGCUUGGCGGUUCGUGCCGUCCGGAGGGCAUUCGUGUUUGCAACCAAUGCGAGAAGUCAAAAAAAGAGAGACAUGCGAACGCUCUGGCAGACCAGGAUUGAAGCUGCAUCACUUGAACAUGAUGUGAAGUACCAUGUUUUCAUGAGUGGCCUUUACAAGUGUCAGGUGGAACUGAACAGGAAAGUACUGGCCGACCUGGCAAUCUACGAGCCAAAGACUUUCAAGUCCUUAGCCGCGUUGGCCAAAAGGAGAGGAGAAGAAGGCCUUCUUGCUGCCCAAGGAGAUGGAAAGGAACCUAAUGGGAUAUUUUCACGCCUCUUGAAAUGCGCUUGAAGAUGCUGCAUGCUCUCUGAGCUAUGCUGUAAUAAAAAAGGACAGUUUUUAAAA
Messenger RNA from Sceloporus undulatus (fence lizard), 580 nucleotides. RefSeq names its product mitochondrial ribosomal protein L20 (gene MRPL20). Gene Ontology annotation, molecular function: rRNA binding; structural constituent of ribosome. NCBI's taxonomy places the organism in Eukaryota, Metazoa, Chordata, Lepidosauria, Squamata, Phrynosomatidae. Gene Ontology annotation, biological process: ribosomal large subunit assembly; translation. Bases 77 to 526 code for a protein of 149 amino acids. The transcript is spliced from 4 exons. Gene Ontology annotation, cellular component: ribosome. The record is from RefSeq and is a predicted model, not a curated record.